AUGCACGGUUACAGCUCUUCAGAGGAGUCGGACGAUCCUCGUCGCCCGCGUCCUGUGCCAGCAUCGACCAGUACCACCGACAAGAAGAAGGUCAAGAAGAAGAAGACGCCCCCGCAGCCUUCUAUCAACCAUAUUUGGAAGAAGUUUCAAGACAAGAAGUUCAACAAGGCCUUGGCUGUGCUACCCUUCGACCCUGUUCUACCGCCAGCGAGCUCAGAGAAGCCCAACGAGUUGUUAAGUGCUGGAUACGAGCGAGCUGUCGAGGAGUGUCGCCGGAAAGUAAAGAAAAUUAUCCAAGAAUGCCGCAGAGUCAACAUGCGAUAUCGGGACCCUGGUUGGGAUUUGGACUGGGACUUGAAGUGGGAAAAGGGUCACUGUCUCAACACCCUCGGCCACACCAAAUGGCAGCUUUCCAGGACCACUCUCUCCAACCCAAGCGCAUCUGUCCCCAAGGCAGUAAAGCGUGUUCACGAAAUCUUUGAGAAGCCAACUUUCUUAAAGAACGUCAAUGGCGGAGACGUGAAACAAGGAAGCCUCGGGGACUGUUGGUUGAUGGCGACGCUAACCGCCCUUGCUAACGUCGAGGGCGGUAUUCAGCGCAUCUGCGUCGAGUACGACACCCGCAUCGGCAUUUACGGUUUCGUCUUCUACCGCGAUGGCGAGUGGAUCUACUCCAUUAUCGACGACAAGCUGUAUCUCAAGUCUCCUUGCUGGGAUUCGCCUAGCAUGCAGCGAGAUCUCCUCCAGCAAAUUGACCGAGAGGACGUUGAGCGUGUCUAUCGUAAGACCUAUCAGACCGGAUCCAAGGCCUUGUUCUUUGCUCAGUGCAAGGACCAGAACGAGACGUGGGUGCCGUUGAUCGAGAAGGCUUACGCCAAGGCUCACGGUGACUUCGCAUCGUUGGCGGGUGGCUGGAUCGGCGAGGGGUUGGAAGAUCUCUCGGGUGGUGUUACCACCGAACUGCUCACCUCGGAUAUCCUCGACCUUGAGGGUUUCUGGGAAAAUGAGCUUGCCAAAGUCAAUGAGGAAUUCCUAUUUGGCUGCUCCACAGGCCUUCUUGAUGGAGGCUACGGCGAGAGAAAUGGCAUCUCGGAAGGCCACGCAUACGUUAUCAUGGAAGCAAGGACGCUGAAAUCUGGAGAGCGUCUGAUUAAGCUCCGCAAUCCUUGGGGAAAGAUUCGCAAGGGCGUGUGGGAGGGCGCGUGGUCUGAUGGCUCCAAAGAAUGGACCAUGGAAGUUCAGGAGGAACUUGGCCACCACUUUGGCAAUGACUCUGUCUUCUGGAUCAACUACGACGACUUCCUGCGUAAAUUUCAACACAUCGAUAGAACCAGGCUCUUCCGUGACCCCGCCUGGAGAUGCGCCCAACGCUGGAUCGGGGUCGAGGUCCCCUGGAAAUCGCAGUUCAACGAGAAAUUCCAGGUCAAGUUAUCCAAGGAUGGGCCGCUAGUCCUGGUUCUCACUCAACUUGACACACGAUACUUCAAGGGGCUCCAGGGCCAGUACUCGUUCCGCAUCCACUUCCGUAUUCACGAGCGAGACCGCCCUGGUGCUGAGGACUACAUCGUCCGCUCUCACGGCAACUAUCUCAUGGACCGGUCCGUCUCCAUCGAGCUGCCGGACAUGCCAGCUGGGGAGUACAGCAUCUUCAUGAGCGUCACUGGUGAGAGAGACACCAGAAUUUCCUCUGUCGAAGAUGUGGUCAAGCGUGAGUGCAAGAAGCGCGUAGAGAACGACAAGCUGGCGCAAAUUGGUGCCGCAUACGACUUGGCGCACAGCAAGGGUACUGCCCACCUUCAAGAGGUUGCUAGACUACGAAAGAUGAAGGAGCAGCAGAGAGCCUCCGAGUCUCGCCAAAAGGAGCGCCGCAAGCUCUGGGAGAGACGUCACAUCAACCGCGAAGUCACUAAGCAGCAGACCAAGAAGAAUAACGAGAAGCGCGACCGCAAGCUUGCCAAGAAGGCGGAAGCAGCCAAGAUCAAGGCUGACCUCGACGCAAAGGCCGCUGCGGAAGCCAAGAUUGCUGAAGACGCGAAAGUGAUGGAAGAGGCCGAGGCGAAGAAGAAGAUGGAUGCAGAGAAGGCCAAGGAUCAAGCCGUCCAGACGGAAGUUGCCAAGGACAAGGCGGCGUCCGAUGACACAACCAAGGGUGUUGCUGAAGGCAUCUCCAAUGAGGAAUCGAAGGAGACGACCAAGUCAGAUGUAACGGAUGAGUGUAAGAAGGAAUCCAAGGAGGAAUCCGAGGAGGAACCCAAGGAAGAAUCCACGGACGAAGCCAAGAAGGACGUUGCCGACGAAGAGUCUGCAGCGAAAUCCGCGCCUGCUCCCGCACCGCCGGCGCAGACGUCUUACGAUUCGGAUGGCAAUUCAUCCGACUCGCCCAUUGAGGACUGGGAAGAGUUAUACAGUGACGAUGACAUGGUCAGAAAGCCACGCCUCACUCCUGCAGGGCCGCCCAAAAGACAUGACGAGCGUUACGAAUCUGAAGAGGAAGAUAUGCCUGAUCCCUGGAACGCCAUCUGCAUUUUAGGAGUGCGCGUCUACUCCAUGGACGAGGAUCUUGAAGUCCGCGUCGUCAUGGAAGGCGGCGAGCUUCUCGAGGGUGGUAUGGGCAAGAAAGGAGAAGCCGAUAUCGACAACGCCCAAGUAAACGCGGGCGGAGAACGCGAGAGGAUAGAGUCUGAUAGCGCAGAAGCUGCGAAGCCUGAUGUCGAUGCAUCCACGACUGAGAAGACAGAAGAAGCGCGAGAUGACAUCAAAGAUGAGAAAGACGAGACGAACGAAGACUCCAAGUCGGAAAAGUCGGACAAGAACAGUGUCGACUCAACCGAUUACGACAAGUUACACUCCGGGACUUCGACACCAGACGUCGUUGCUACCCCGGAAGCGACUCCGUUAGACUCACAUAAAGAGUUGUGCUAG
Messenger RNA from Colletotrichum godetiae, 2922 nucleotides. Its product is annotated as calpain family cysteine protease. The record is from RefSeq and is a predicted model, not a curated record. Gene Ontology annotation, biological process: proteolysis. The transcript is spliced from 2 exons. Bases 1 to 2922 code for a protein of 973 amino acids. NCBI's taxonomy places the organism in Eukaryota, Fungi, Ascomycota, Sordariomycetes, Glomerellales, Glomerellaceae. Gene Ontology annotation, cellular component: cytoplasm. Gene Ontology annotation, molecular function: calcium-dependent cysteine-type endopeptidase activity.